CACAAAACUCUAGUGCUUGUAUUCUGGUGACCGAAUAGAAGGCGGUAAGGGGGAGGAGAUCCUUCUGCCUCUUUUUUUUUCUCUUCUUAGGGCGCGGUGAGGAAGCGAUUGCUGCUGGGUUGUUUGUAUUCUGAUAAGGCUGUGAGGUGAGCUUGUGAAUUGAAGAGAAAUGGCAUCUUCAGAUGAUGAGGGUGAGACUCUGCCAGGGUCUGUCUCAAAUUACCAUUUUGUAGAUGACAAAGGUGAACCCAUAUCAUUUUCGGUUCUGCCUAUUCAAUGGAGCAAGGGUGACAACCUGGAUAGCAAGAAGGAACCUAUUUUCUUGGAUGGUAAUGCUGACAAUGGGCUACAGAAGAUUUAUAAGCAGGUCAUUGCAUGGAAGUUUGAUCUUUCCGAUCUGAAUCCUGAAAUAUCAGUGCUCUCCAAGGAAAAUAACUGGAUCAAGCUUCAAAAGCCAAGGAAGAGCUUUGAGGAUAUUAUCAGGUCUAUCUUGAUAACUGUGUGGUGUCUUCAUUCUAUGAAGAAAAAUCCUGAAACAUCUGGGAAAUCAUUAUGGGAUCACUUGUCUAGAGUUUUCAGCUUGUACGAUGUCAGACCUUCUGAGAAUGAUUUGGUGGAUCAUACCACUUUAAUCGGUGAAGCUGUUAAAAGGGAUGAGGGCUUAGCAAAAUCCAAGUUUUUGCUUACAUUUCUUGAGGAGAAGCCCAGGAAGAGGAAAUCUUUUGAGCAGGAUGUUCCAACUACAUCUAAGCCUGGGUUUAUAGUUGAUUAUAUGGAUGAAGAUGGAAUAAGUGAAACCGGAGAAGUUGGUUCUGAUGAAGAGGAGGACCUGUUUGAUUCUGUGUGUUCGAUGUGUGAUAAUGGUGGUGAUCUUUUGUGCUGCGAAGGGAGAUGUAUGAGGUCAUUUCAUGCAACUAAAGAAGCUGGAGAGGAAUCACUCUGUGCUACACUUGGAAUGUCUGUGGCUCAAGUAGAAGCCAUGCAGAAUUUUUAUUGUAAAAACUGUAAAUACAAGCAGCACCAGUGUUUCUCUUGUGGGAAGCUUGGCUCUUCUGACAAAUCUUCAGGCGCUGAGGUCUUUCUCUGUGCUAAUGCAACCUGUGGACGAUUUUAUCAUCCACAAUGCGUUGCAAAACUGCUUCACCGGGAGGAUGAAGCUGCAGCAGAAGAGCUUCAGAAAAAUAUUUAUGCAGGGGAAUUAUUUGCUUGCCCUAUUCAUAGAUGCCAUGUCUGUAAACAAGGAGAAGAUAAAAAGGAUCUGGAGUUGCAGUUUGCUAUAUGUAGACGUUGUCCCAAGUCAUAUCAUAGGAAAUGCCUGCCUAGGAAAAUUUCUUUUGAAGACUUGGAUGAAGAAGGAAUCAUACAGAGGGCUUGGGAUGGCCUAUUGCCCAACCGUAUUUUAAUAUAUUGCUUAAAACAUGAGAUUGAUGAACUACUUGGGACCCCUAUAAGAGAUCACAUAAAAUUCCCUAAUGAUGAAGAAAAAAUGGAAAAACGAAGAUCGGAGUUGUUCUCAAGCAGAAAGGACUUGGACAAGGUUGUGUCAAAGAAGAGAAGUCUGGUCUCAGAAGACUCCCCACGUGAAAGAAUGGCUGUCAAGGCAACGAAACGGGUUGAGAAGUCGUCUUCUACUGUGAAAGAUGGUGAUUCUACCAAAAAAAGUGAGAAAAGAUCAUCUGGACCAGAUCCUUCAAAGAGACUCAAAGUAACCGGUUUCUCCAAAAAAUCAUUGGAUGACAAUGUAAAAUCCAUUUCAAAGAAAGUGGAUAAGUCAUCCAUGGCUGAUGAAAACAAGACAUCCUUGGGAGAACAGUUAUAUGCCCUAAUCAAGAAUAGGUCUGAGCCUAGGAAGGAGGAUACACCUAAUAGUGAACUGGAACAAAAGGUUGUCACAAAGAUAACGAGCAGUUCAUUGCCUUCAUUAGAUCGGGAUUCAGAGAAUAGAAUAUUGGCCAUAAUUAAGGAGUCCAAGUCUUUAAUAACUUUGGAAGAUGUCAUGAAAAAGCACAAAGUGCCAUCUACCCAUGCAUACUCGUCAAAAAAUACAGUUGACAGGACUAUUACACAGGGAAAGGUGGAGGGCUCUAUUGAGGCUCUUCGAGCAGCUUUAAAGAAGCUAGAAGGAGGGGGCAGUAUUGAAGAUGCAAAAGCUGUUUGUGAGCCAGAGGUUUUGAACCAGAUAGUUAAGUGGAAGAACAAGCUUAAAGUUUAUCUUGCACCUUUUCUCCAUGGCAUGCGGUAUACUUCUUUUGGUCGCCACUUCACAAAAGUGGACAAGCUUAAAGAGAUUGUUGAGAAGCUCCAUUAUUAUGUAAAAAAUGGUGACACAAUAGUCGACUUUUGCUGCGGUGCUAAUGAUUUCAGUUGCCUGAUGAAACAAAAGCUUGAGGAGAUGGGGAAGAAGUGCUCAUACAAAAAUUAUGAUGUUAUUCAACCCAAGAAUGAUUUUAACUUUGAGAAGAGGGAUUGGAUGAGUGUUAAACAGAAGGAAUUACCUACAGGGUCACAAUUGAUCAUGGGGCUAAAUCCUCCCUUUGGAGUUAAAGCGUCUCUGGCAAACAUGUUUAUUAAUAAAGCUCUUCAGUUUAAACCAAAACUCCUUAUUCUUAUUGUUCCCCCAGAAACGGAAAGGCUAGAUAAAAAGAGACCACCAUAUGAUCUGAUCUGGGAGGAUGAUAAUGAACUCUCAGGCAAGUCGUUUUAUUUGCCUGGAUCUGUUGAUGUAAAUGACAAACAAAUCGAGCAAUGGAAUGUGAACCCACCAUUACUCUACCUUUGGAGCCGGCAAGAUUGGACUGCUAAACACAGGGCCAUUGCUCAAAAGUGUGGCCAUGUUUCCAGGCGACGCAGAGUGUCACAUUUGGAAAAAAUUCAGAAUGAAGAGCCAGUCCUUGAUCAUCCAAUGGAGGAUCAGACUCAUUCUGGUCAUGUCUCCAUGAUGCCGGAUGAGCAUUCAGUGGAAAAUCAUGAACUUGAACACGAAGAAAGAAGAGAAAUUGUGACUGCAGGUCGUGUAGAAAGUUCUCCUCACAGUGGUGUUGACAGAGAAGACCAUGGGAAGAAGCUUCUCAAUGAGAACUCAAAACAGAGGCAUGGUAAAGGGAAGCAUGAAAAAAGAACAGAGAAUAUAUCAGAUGACAAACAGAUAAUGACACCUGUGAGUGAGACGUGCAAGGGAACUUCUUGCACUUCCUCACCUCGUGCAAGUGAUGCCAGGUCCACAGUGGACAUUCACCAACCUGAAGCCCUCAGAAGUCCUCACUUGUGGAGGUUGGCGAGGAAGUUUAUCCACAUUUCCAGCCUGGUGUUCCUGAUUCAAGUUUACAGAGAACAGGAUAUGGUGGGUCUCAUGCUAGCAUUCCAGAGGACAUGGCAAGGAGGUACAGGCUGGACAGUGAAGAACCUUUUUCUAGUACGAUCCACAGAUGGUCAACUGGUGUUAGUCCUGGCCUUGAUUAUGGAAUUAGGAACUCAGAGGAACCAUUUACCAGUUACAUGAGAGGCAGCAUUGACAACCUUGGUUAUAGGCAUAGCAUCCGAGACAGAGAUGAGUAUGGAAGGAAUGCAGAUAUACGAUCACAAGUUCAAUCUUAUGGGCUACAUGAUCCCAUUGGUAUGUCUCAGAGGAGCAACUAUUUAGCUGGUCAGGAUCCCCGGUUUGGCCAAAUGGGUUCAUUUCCAUCUACUUAUGGGCAUCCAGGUUCAGGAGCGGAGUCAUCUUACAGUAGGAUGAACACAUCAGCAAUGCAGCGAUAUGCACCUCAACUCGAUGAAUUAAACCACACAAGGAUGAAUUCUUUUGGAUAUGAACGGCCCAUGCCAAUUAGAAAUAACAUCUAUGAUCCUCUUGCACCCCCCCGACCUGGAUUCCAAGCUGAUUCAAUGGGCUUUGCUCCGGGCCUUCAUCACCCAUUUUCAAAGCAAAACUCAUCUGGUUGGCUCAAUGAGUAGAUAGGCCACCAUAUUUCUUUUAAAGAUUCCGUUUUUUGACCAUUAAUGUUGUAGGAUGUUGAAAGGUAUGCUCUACUGUUUGAUGCUGGUUAGAGCUUUGGAUUCCUGUUAUAUGUAGCUGUGCAGAGUGGUACUAUGACACUAUCCUUAAGUUAUAGAAUUUAAAAAUGCUUCUUAUCUAUAA
Messenger RNA from Vitis riparia (riverbank grape), 4135 nucleotides. Its product is annotated as protein ENHANCED DOWNY MILDEW 2. The transcript has 19 exons. Bases 170 to 3499 code for a protein of 1109 amino acids. The record is from RefSeq and is a predicted model, not a curated record. Lineage: Eukaryota; Viridiplantae; Streptophyta; Magnoliopsida; Vitales; Vitaceae.